CUUCAUUGACUUUACAAUUUACAAAAGUUCGUUGAGAUAAUUAUAUCACAUCAUCUAAUAUUUUGAUUUCUUAUUUUUUUCAGGUGAGGUGAAGAAAGAUGUCCACAUCUAAGCCCAAUAUAACAGUACACGAUUUUCUGAAAAUCGAGAAAAUAGGAGAAGGUACAUAUGGAGUCGUGUAUAAAGGCAAAAACAAGAAGACUGGACAACUGGUAGCCAUGAAAAGAAUAAGAUUAGAAGCAGAAGAUGAAGGUGUUCCGUCAACGGCAAUCAGAGAAAUUUCUCUCUUAAAAGAACUGAGACAUCCCAAUGUUGUUUCCCUUGAAGAUGUGAUGAUGGAAGAAAAUAGAUUGUAUUUGAUCUUUGAAUUUCUUGCUAUGGAUCUGAAGAAAUAUAUAGAUAAACUACCACCUGGCACUAACAUGGAUCCAAAAUUAGUCAAGAGUUAUCUGUAUCAAAUAAAUGAAGCUUUAUUAUUCUGUCAUCAAAGACGAGUUCUUCACAGAGAUAUGAAACCACAAAAUUUGCUUAUUAAUAGAGAUGGCCAAAUAAAGGUUGCAGAUUUUGGUCUUGGACGUGCAUUUGGAGUCCCAGUAAGAGUUUACACACAUGAAGUUGUUACUUUAUGGUACAGAGCCCCCGAAGUACUUUUAGGAUCUGCAAGAUAUACCUGUCCUAUUGAUAUUUGGUCUAUGGGAUGCAUUUUUGCAGAAAUGGCUACCAAAAAACCUCUGUUCCAGGGAGAUUCAGAAAUUGAUCAGCUCUUUAGAAUAUUCAGGAUUCUGAGAACACCCACCGAUGAUAUCUGGCCAGAAGUUUCCUCUUUUCCAAACUACAAAGCCACGUUCCCAAACUGGGUUAACUUUAACCUCGCUAGUCAAGUUAAAAGCUUAGACGACGACGGUAAAGAUUUAUUACAAGAAAUGCUGGUCUAUAAUCCAGCGAAAAGGAUAAGUGCAAAGCAAAUUGCUAGACAUCAAUACUUCCAAAAUCUCGAUUUAUCUGUAAAACCAGUGAUCCCGGAAGAUGACAAAAAGUUGAUGCACUGUAAACUAAAAAAACACAUAAGAAAAGUUCUUUCCCAUGGACUAAUUAAAAGUAUCAACGAUUAUGAAGACUUCUUACCCGUGGACUUAUUAAAACCCCAUGACAAUACGAAGACUUUUAAGUCCACGUCACUUGGAUUAAUUAAGGACACUGCCAUAAGUUUAGAUAAUUAAAAUUGUGCCAAAUUUUGUACAACGAAGAUCUCACAAUUAGUUAAAAACCGAAAAAGAUCUCGAAAUUUCUAAAUUCCGUUGGGAUACUAGGCCCAAUGGUUAAAUAGAUAUUUCUUUCUCUUCCUGCACUCGUUUUAACUUUAACACAUCAGUUUAGUGGUCUUACCAAUUUCUCAGUUUGGUUCCUACUAAAUCAAAUCAUUGCUUAAAAAAAUCUCAUAAAAUUUAAUCAUUUGUUUGCGUUUAUAUUUACUAAAACAGACCCGUAUUGUUUUGUUUUAUAUACUUCUUACAUUUUUUUUCCAGAUAAUUUCAUUCUAAUUCCAAUUAUCACAAUUUCUGUUUUCUUAUCUGUCGCAUUGUUUUCUUUAUCCUUUAUUUUUAGGAAAAUCAAUAUUGUUUAUAUUCGUUAUGAAAAAAUAAAACGACUGAGAAAUUAAGGUUUCAAUCUACACAGACAAUGUUUAGAAAUUUGUGCCAUUUAGAAAUAUAAAUUGUUUUAUAAAUAAAAAGUCCUUAAUAUUCUUCCAAUCAUUAUAACUGAUAUUUUCGUUAAUGAUAAUUUAGAGAUCUGUACAUUUUACUUUACAUCUACUAGUUAAGCUUGGCAUUUAGAAUAUACAAUUCGAAAUAAAACAUUAGAUAAUUUGCGCAUGGAACUUUCUAUAGACGGUAUAUUAUAAAUAUGAUGAUUAUUUCUUGUGUUUUUAAAUUUACACAAAAUUAAUUUCCAGUUGCUUAUAUAUAAGCGUACAUACAACAAUAUUAUUAAAGUGCUACAGUCUGUUAACACUUAGGAUAGUCUCUAAAGUUAGGAUAUCUCAAAAACCAGAGACAAUUUGGUAAUUUGGAGCUCAGAUUUGGAUUCAGCGCACGUAAAAACCUUCAGUACAGUAUAUUCUGAUCUCUGGAUCCGAGUAUUGGUUAAAUUUUGUCGGCCUGUAUAAUUGACGAAUAUUUUUAUCAAUAAAAAAAGAACCUUUUAAAUAUACACUGCUCCAAGAAAUUAACGCAAUAUUUUAAAACUUACCAUAUACAUGAAAAUAGUAACUGAAAUGAAACGCAUUUUAUUUCGUAUUACUUUACUUUGUAAAACAAACAGAUUUGGUAAUGUUAUCUCUAACCAUUUUCAAUAUUCAUAAACUUAAAACAAUAAACAACAAAAUUGCUCAUUUUAAAAAUCGAAAUUGUUCAAAUUUUUUUGCUUAAUAAGACGUAUUUCCACCCCCGCUACGAAUGACAGCUUGACAUCGAUGAUUCAUACUUGAAAAAACGGUCUUAAAAUAUUCUCAUACAGUAUUCCAAAAUUGGACAAGACGUUGUUCCAGUUUGGUUGAUUAGGAGAAUUCUGUAGACGUCUACCAAGCAAGUCUCAAAUAUUUCUUAUAGGAUUGAGAUCAGCACUAUUCCAUAAUGCCGAUUCCAACUGUCUCUAGAUAAUUUUGCAACGUGCGGUCGUGCACUAGAACAAAAUUUUAGCCAAUUGAAGGAGCAAGUGGCACAACAUGGCCUUGAAUAACGUCAACGAUAUAUUGGUAAGUCUUUAUAGUACCUGAUUCAACACCACUAAGUCUGUUUCUUUUAAAGAAACACCAUCCCAGACCAUAACCGACGAUCCACCGAAAAACAUCGUUUAUCGCGUAUUAUACUAUGCAUACCGUCGUUAUACGUGACUACGCCUAUUACAAUUAUAAAAACUGAAUCUAAUCUCAUCUGUACACAGCACUCUAUUUCAAUCAGCCUCCAACCAAUGGCCAUGAUUUCUUGCAAAUUAUAAACGCGUUCUGCAAUGAACUAUUGUCAAUGCUGGCUCUCUGGCAAUUAUACGAUUUAGCAAAUUACAUUCCUUGAGGCAUCUUCUAACCGUUUCACAGCUGAUUCGAACAUUAUGAACAUCUUUAAAUUGGGUAGUUACAAGUCAUUGUCUUAAGAUGCGGAGUCUUAAAAACAGUCUUUAAAAGGCGUUGUUAUACGAUGUCGACUUUGUUCUAGAAUGACUACCUGCCUUUCUGGAUCGUUCCAUCAUUCGUAAGACCACUGUGUGGUAUACGCCGAGCAGUUUCCCCCAAUAUCUGUAAUUCUAAUCUUUGUGAAAAACCACUAUUUGAGCACAUUCUUCAUUAGUCAAAUUUCUCGAUUCUCGAGUAAAAUAUUAGCAACAAAUAGCAAUAGUUCACACAACGACUUGAAAACAAGUAACCUGAUAAAAACAUUCCAAAAACAUGGUACAUUCAAUACAAAAAUGAAUACAAUUAAAUUUAGGACACCAAUGAAUCGCUUUUGUUUUUGUAGAUGGUACGUUAAUUUCUUGGAACAGUAUAUGCUAAACUAAAUUUUGAUUCAAAUUACCGGUUUUAACCCAGAUAUAUCUAUAUAGUUUUUAAAUAAAUAAUAUAAACUAUAGAUAUAGUUUUUUUUAUUUUUUGUAACUGUUACGGGAUUUGUAAUUAAAAGUGAUUAUUUUCUCUAUAUCUACCUACCCAGCAGAAGUUCUUUAGUCAUUAUUAAUGUGUAAUAAUGUCUUAACAAAGACAUUGUAACACAUUAAUGAUAACUAAUAUUAAAAAAAAGUUGGCGGGGUAUUAUAAGAUCUUAGACUGCGAAUCGAAAUUAAAUAUUCGAUGUGUCGAUAUGAGCAAAGAUAUUCUUCUGGUAUGUAUGUGUACUUCUUAAUAAUCACUUUUAACUAAAUACAUACACCAUCCUUUGAUCCAAUCGUGUCUUUUUUCUUCUACCAAGUUUCUUUUAAAUAUCAGGCAUUUCCGAUAAAAUUCCUUUUAUGAUUUCUACAUCUGGGUUUGUUUAGGUAUUCUUUGUAUCUUCUCUCUUUGGACGGCAACAAUUUCAGUCGUUUAGUUAAAUAUUUCUUACUCUUUCUCUCCAUUACGUCACUUUUUGCAGAUUUCAAUUAAUCGAUUUCGAAUUCUGUUCCGAUUGAUUUUUGUAUGUUUGAUUUCAUUCCAAUCCUUCGUCCCAAAUUUAAGUGCCAAGCUAGAUUUGUGAAGUAAACAAAUCUCACUUCACUAUAGAAAGCAACAAUUCAUUUAUAAUAAAAAUCUUCUAUUUUACACAAUGUAAAGAUUCCCGUCAUAUCUUCACAUGUUUAUAAAUAAAUUACGUUUUCAGUUGGUUCACAUUGUAUUAGUGCAACUGAUAAGCUAUAUAUAUUUUUAGGCUAGCUAGUAAUUAAAGCCAUGGUAGUUCUCAAAAAGACGUUAAUAUAUUUUAUUUAAGAAAGUGAUAAAAUUAAAAUAUCGUAGAAUUAAAUGUACACGAAAUGAAGAGUAAUUAAAUAACGGUGUAAGUACCAAAAACUAAACUGUGACAUUAAUAUUAAAUGAAUUUACUAGCAAAAAUAGUUUCAAAUGUUUUUCUACACGCUUUAACUAUGUCUUAGCCCUUCGGGAUAGUAUAAAAAUCAGUAACAGUUCUACUGUUUGCUAGAUCGACGUAGAUGCCGUCUUUGGUCAUUUUUCCAAUAUGAAGAAGGCUAAUCAGGUAUGUAGGUUGUAAACCUUCAAAAGAAAUCGUUUUGCUUGCAUAUCUGCAUUUUCAAGUAGCUUAAAAUUAAACAGACCUUAAAAUCUCACAAGUUUUGUACAAAAAUAUCUUUUUCGGCGGAAUCUUAGCAAGUUUCAUCAUAACCUGUUUAUUAACAUAAGAUUUACCACCACAUCUCAGUUUAUUUCGAUUAUUUACUUAACUACCUUCGCUAUUUUUCCUUUUUAUUUUAAUGUCCAUAUUUUAAAAUAUAAUACUAACUACUCUUGUAGAUGGUGGUAUAAGUAUUAAUGAUGCUACGAAGCAUUAGAACGUUGUACAUCUUAUUGGGCAGAACAGACCAAAAUUAAAGAAACAUUGAAUUUUGGCACUUACACAGUUAUUUAAUUAUAUUCAAUAAUUUUGGUUACUUUUAGAAGAAAUACAUUGUAGCUUCUUCACAUUGAAGUUGUAAAAUAGGCUGUAAAACGAUGAAAUUUCUAUAAAAUUAGAAAUCAUAGUCUAUUUGCUCUAGUUACAAUGAAAAUUACCCAAAGUUUUCAGAAUCAGCAAUCAACUUAAAAGAUUUACAUAUAUAAUUAUCUUAAAGUUGAAAUACGUCACGUCUUCUGCACGGUACUUAAAAAUAGUUUGUCCAUUGUAAUAUUUCGAAUUUAAAUAUAACCAUCAUUACUAAUCAAAAGACUUAACCGUUGUUAUUGGAAGACUGUGAUCAACAUUAUAUAUUAUUACACUUAUCCACAUGUAUAUGACAUUGUAUAUCUAAUUAGAAUAAUUUUUUACUUCAGAUAUUUUUAUAUCUUAGGCUAGACUAUUUUGUGUUUAAACAAAAUAUUUUAUUGUCUAUUAUAAGGGACCAAUUUUGCGAUUAAAAAGUUGUUUUUCUUUA
This is a messenger RNA of Diabrotica balteata, 5610 nucleotides long. The record is from the annotation of a GenBank genome assembly. Lineage: Eukaryota; Metazoa; Arthropoda; Insecta; Coleoptera; Chrysomelidae.